AUGACCGGAGCACCUCGACCCUCACCCAUCGCCAACGGCACCACCGCUGCCCAAGCAUCGGCAGCUGGUAUCCCCGCCGACCACUCGUCCCCCACCGACGCCCAGAUCCACGCGAUCCGCGCCUUCAACAGGUUCUAUACGCGGCGCGCGGGCGUGCUGGACCCGUACCUCAAGUCGGACAUGAGCCUGACCGACGUGCGCGUGCUGUACGAGAUCCACCAUGGCGGCGGCCACAUCACCGCGUCGGACAUUGCCAAGACGAUAGGCCACGACAACGGGUACCUCUCGCGCAUCCUCAAGCGGUUCGACAAGAGCGGCUGGGUGAGCCGCCGCCCGAACCCCGCCGACGCGCGCCAGAGCUUCCUCGCCCUCACUGGGACGGGGGAGGAGGUGUACGCGCCGCUGCAGGCCAAGAGCCAUGCCGAGGCUGCCGCGCUCGUCGCUGAGCUCUCUGCUGCUGACCGCGUGCGGGUCAUCGAGGCGAUGGACACGAUCGAGACCUUGCUCCGUGGUGCGACGGCAUCGGCGGAAGCCGAAACCGAAACCGACACCACCCCAGCCCACCCCGCCCCCGCCCCCGCAACCACCCCCGCAGUCACGCUCCGUGGCCUGCAGCCCGGCGACCUCGGCUGGGUGGUGCAGCAGCACGGCGAGAUCUACGCGAAGGAGUACGACUGGGACGUGCGGUUCGAGGCGCUCGUCGCGGGCAUCGUGGAGGGGUUCGUGAAGAACUACGACGCGUCGCGCGAGCGCGUGUGGAUCGCAGAGGUGGGCGGGGAGCGCGUCGGCUCCGUCUUCCUCGUGCAGGGCAGCACCAAGGCCACGGCCAAGCUGCGCCUGCUGAUCCUCGGGCCUGGGGCCAGAGGGCUCGGGCUGGGUAGUCGGCUAGUGGACGAGGCGAUCGCGUUCGCACGCGAGGCGGGCUACGAAAAGGUCGAGCUGUGGACACAUAGCUGCCUGCUUGCGGCGCGCGCCAUCUACGCCAAGCGGGGGUUCGUCCUCACCUCGAGCGAGGUGUACGAUGGCUUUGGACAGACGGGCCUCGUGGGCGAGUUCUACGAGCUCGACCUGGGCAAGAAGUGA
This is a messenger RNA of Vanrija pseudolonga, 1083 nucleotides long. RefSeq names its product Putative HTH-type DNA-binding domain-containing acetyltransferase YbfA (gene ybfA). Bases 1 to 1083 code for a protein of 360 amino acids. Gene Ontology annotation, molecular function: DNA-binding transcription factor activity; N-acetyltransferase activity. The transcript has a single exon. NCBI's taxonomy places the organism in Eukaryota, Fungi, Basidiomycota, Tremellomycetes, Trichosporonales, Trichosporonaceae. The record is from RefSeq and is a predicted model, not a curated record. Gene Ontology annotation, biological process: regulation of DNA-templated transcription.